AUGCCUUCCAAGAACGGAUUCAAUAAGCCAACUACUGGGAUCACCCGUGCCCGUAAAGCUGCUGCCGCUGCUAAAAAAGCCCAAAACAAGCUCCAUACUUACCAACCAAAACCAACUUCUGCCGAUCUUUUCAAGGCCUCAAAGAUUGAAAAACGUCCAACCAUUACCAACAAGAGAUUCAACUUAACUACAGAAACUCUUUCUAAUAAGAAACUCAAAAAGAUUGAAAGAAACUUGAAGCAUUUGAAGAACAAUGGGAUUGAAAGUAAAAUCAUGCUUCAACUUGAGGCCAAGAAAGAAAGUGAAAUGGAUAUCGAAGAAGAACCAGAAAAAGUUAAGACUUUGAAAGAUCAGACGACCUUUGUUAGAGAAGCCUUGUGGGCUGUUGCCGAAGAUCAAAGUACUUCUGGUUUUGCCAUUGAUCAAAGCGGUGAGGGGACCACAUUGGGUUAUGCUGGUUUCUAUUAA
Molecule: messenger RNA, 468 nt
Organism: Saccharomycopsis crataegensis
Lineage: Eukaryota; Fungi; Ascomycota; Saccharomycetes; Ascoideales; Saccharomycopsidaceae
Gene: ALB1
Product: Alb1p
Exons: 1
Coding region: 1-468 (155 amino acids)
Source: RefSeq, a predicted model, not a curated record